AUGGGGCACAGCCGGAUGGUAUGGCCAACCGUGCUGCUGACCCUUCUCGCCAUCGGAUGGGCCUUCGCUGGAUCGCCUGGUGCUGGAGGAAGCUACUUGGGGGACGUCAACGUCUCGGCCAUUUUGGAUUCCUUUAGUGUUAGUUACGACAAGAGAGUAAGACCGAAUUACGGAGGCCCACCCGUGGAUGUGGGAGUCACAAUGUACGUGCUGAGUAUCAGCUCGCUGUCCGAGGUCCAAAUGGAUUUCACCUUGGACUUUUACUUUCGACAAUUCUGGACAGACCCACGACUGGCUUUCCGGAAAAGGCCCAGUGUGGAAAUCCUUUCUGUAGGAUCGGAAUUCAUCAAAAACAUCUGGGUGCCCGAUACAUUCUUCGUCAAUGAAAAACAUUCAUCCUUCCAUAUGGCGACUACUUCCAAUGAAUUCAUUCGAAUACAUCAUUCGGGAUCAAUUACACGCAGUAUUCGACUCACAAUCACAGCCUCAUGUCCUAUGAAUCUUCAGUAUUUUCCCAUGGAUCGGCAGCUCUGUCAUAUAGAAAUUGAAAGUUUCGGUUACACCAUGCGAGACAUCCGAUAUAAGUGGAACGAGGGUCCCAAUUCGGUGGGGGUCUCCAGCGAGGUUUCGCUGCCCCAGUUUAAGGUGCUUGGACACAAACAGAGAGCCAUGGAAAUCAGUCUUACCACAGGAAACUACUCAAGAUUAGCUUGUGAAAUUCAAUUCGUACGAUCGAUGGGUUACUAUCUUAUCCAAAUCUAUAUCCCGUCCGGCCUUAUUGUCAUCAUUUCCUGGGUAAGCUUUUGGCUGAACCGUAACGCGACCCCAGCCAGAGUGGCCCUAGGAGUCACCACCGUGUUGACCAUGACUACGCUCAUGUCUUCGACGAACGCUGCACUCCCGAAAAUCUCCUACGUCAAAUCGAUCGACGUCUACCUGGGGACCUGCUUCGUGAUGGUCUUCGCUAGUCUAUUAGAAUACGCCACCGUAGGUUAUAUGGCGAAACGAAUACAAAUGCGAAAAAACAGGUUUUUAGCAAUACAGAAAAUUGCUGAACAAAAAAAACUAAACGUAGAUGGUGGUCCAGAUGACCAUGCACCUAAACAAACAGUGCGCUUCAAAGUUCACGACCCGAAGGCGCACAGCAAGGGCGGCACCCUCGAAAGCACCGUGAACGGCGGCAGAGGCGGCGAUCGAGGUGGCAGCUGCCCCGACGAAGAGGCGGGCGCGCCCAUUCCGCAGCACAUCAUCCACCCGAACAAGGAUAUCAACAAACUAUACGGGAUCACACCCUCGGACAUCGACAAAUACUCCAGAAUAGUGUUUCCUGUGUGCUUUGUGUGCUUCAACUUGAUGUACUGGAUCAUAUACUUGCACAUUUCUGACGUGGUCGCAGACGACUUGGUAUUGCUUGAAUCCGAUAACUAA
Messenger RNA from Psylliodes chrysocephalus, 1428 nucleotides. The record is from the annotation of a GenBank genome assembly. NCBI's taxonomy places the organism in Eukaryota, Metazoa, Arthropoda, Insecta, Coleoptera, Chrysomelidae.